Cotesia glomerata is the source of this 961-nucleotide messenger RNA. RefSeq names its product synaptobrevin homolog 2-like. The transcript has 6 exons. Bases 324 to 827 code for a protein of 167 amino acids. The record is from RefSeq and is a predicted model, not a curated record. Gene Ontology annotation, biological process: Golgi ribbon formation; vesicle-mediated transport. NCBI's taxonomy places the organism in Eukaryota, Metazoa, Arthropoda, Insecta, Hymenoptera, Braconidae. Gene Ontology annotation, cellular component: membrane.
UGACAGUGAUCUAACUAGAUUCGUAGUUUAUACGUCACGUAAUUGUAAUUUACAAUCCAUCAUUUACCGUGAUGUUUACUAAACUCACUAUUUACUUUUGUGUUAUAUAUUAUAGUAAUAAGUUUUUAUUUAUUUUUCAUGACUAACCUUAUAAUUUCGUUUUCAAUUACAAUAAUUCCCUUUAUUACUAUCUUUAGAAUUUAAUUUACUCACCAGUAAGUAUAUGGAUUUUGUAUUUUAUUGCUUCAAGUUAACAAUAAGUUUAGUAAAUUUUUUUAAUAAGUGCAUUUUAAAACGUGUAAAGUGAUAAAGAGUAUAUAAAUAUGGCAUCCUUGAAUAGAGGUGUUUCUGGUUCUGAUUUUCGAAAUGCUCAUGUUGAUGAAAGGGAAACUCUUUUGGAGCAUGAUAGCGAGCCGGAUGAAGAUAUGAUUUUCAAUCGCUCCAGCAUAUCUGAUGACGAUGAAAUCAAAGUUCACAAAAAAAUCGAUAGCGUAAGAAUACAAAUACGUGAAGUGACUGAUGUAAUGCGUGAUAACGUACAAAAAGUAUUAGAAAGGGGAGAACGAUUAGAGGACUUGCAAUUAGCGAGUGAUCGAUUGAAUUUUGCUGGUAAUGAAUUCCGCGAUGCAGCUCGACGAGCUCAACGUAGAGCGUGGUUACAAAAUAUUAAGUCCCGAGUAAUUAUUAUUGGAAUUACGGUGAUUGCUAUCAUAUGUAUUAUAGUUAGACCAUUCUGUAAUAUUUUCAGUUCUAGACGUCUUGGUGCUUUAUCUGGUUCUCAAAUAAUUAUCACAUUCUGGCAAAAUCUCUUGCGAAUACGAAAUUAAGUGCCUAUUAUUAUAAACUACUCGUAAUUGAUAAAUGAUAGAUGAUCAUAUUUAUCUGGAUCAUUGGAAAUGGAUUAUCCGAUAACCCAGUCUGUGUAUUAAAAAUUUUUUACUUAUUUACACACUUAUAAAUU